This is a messenger RNA of Cladophialophora psammophila CBS 110553, 684 nucleotides long. RefSeq lists its product as uncharacterized. The record is from RefSeq and is a predicted model, not a curated record. The coding region runs from base 1 to 684 and encodes 227 amino acids. The transcript has a single exon. NCBI's taxonomy places the organism in Eukaryota, Fungi, Ascomycota, Eurotiomycetes, Chaetothyriales, Herpotrichiellaceae.
AUGACUAUUACACGAAGACAGACCUCCAACAUCACCGUCUUCAAACGGACAGCUCCCGAGGCCGUAACCUAUGACUUGUCGAAAAGUGAUAGUGUGACGAUCACCGUACCUGUUGCUUCUACUUGGACUUCUGGCCCACAUUGGCACGAGACUCACGCAGAGUUUCUCCAGAUCCUGCAAGGACGCGCACUUGUCAAACUUGGGGAUCGAUCCGGGGUCUAUGGAGCUGGGGAUGGCGUCAUUGAAGUACCGAUAUAUACAGUCCAUGAAUGGCGCCGGAUUGCAGGAGAUGACGACCAAGGAGACCUGAUGGUUCGAGAAUGGACAAUACCUGAAGAUGGUGAAAAGGAAGGGUUUUUCCGGAUGCUGACCUCGUUCCUGACCGAACCUCACCCCAGCUCAUUAUACCAAGCGCCCAGCAUGACUCCUAAAUGGGUCAGGACGCAGAUUGAGCACUGGAUUGUGGUGUUGCAGUUGUUCUGCAUCUUUCAUUCCUGGGACAACUGGCCAGUAUUGGUAGGAGAGGAUAGCGGAUGGGUCAGUUGGGCGGUGACACACUUGGUGUUGACAUUCUCAUCGGCGAUUGGAUUUGUGCUUGGAUUGCGAGGGACAUAUGGUGCAUACGUCAGUGACGAGCUGAUGUCUAAAGCCACUCGAGAGAAUGGUGCAAGAAAAGCAAGAUGA